Rhagoletis pomonella (apple maggot) is the source of this 4273-nucleotide messenger RNA. RefSeq names its product trafficking protein particle complex subunit 8-like. Gene Ontology annotation, cellular component: TRAPPIII protein complex; cytoplasmic vesicle; phagophore assembly site. The coding region runs from base 156 to 4160 and encodes 1334 amino acids. The transcript is spliced from 17 exons. Gene Ontology annotation, molecular function: protein binding. NCBI's taxonomy places the organism in Eukaryota, Metazoa, Arthropoda, Insecta, Diptera, Tephritidae. The record is from RefSeq and is a predicted model, not a curated record. Gene Ontology annotation, biological process: endoplasmic reticulum to Golgi vesicle-mediated transport; protein localization to phagophore assembly site.
UCGCAUGUAGUUGGGAUUUUUGAUUGUUUUGAUCUUAUUUACGUCUUAUAGGCUUGCACCGUGUUACAACAAUAAACAGUAAUCAUAAAAUACAAAAUUAGUGUAAUAAGACCGAAGUAAAAGUGUUGGAACUAGUUAGUACCUGGACAGCUACCAUGAUCCAUCUAACAGGGCACAAUUAUAAUGCCCGUGAGAUCAUACAAAAUAUAUUUUCUCCGCUGGUGGGGGUGACAUGCAGCCCACUAGCCAACGAUGUUUGUGCACGAAACCACUUGUCUUUUGUGGAAAUGUUACAGCCAUUCUCUAAAUUGCUGAAUGAUGCGCAUUUUCGUGACGUGUCAGAAACGAGUGUUUCCAUUAAGGGUCUACGCUUAAACUUUUGCGAUAUUGAUUGGCGUCCGCCACAGAUGGUGCUGGCGCGCAAAAUGCUAAACGAGGCAGUGACAAAUGCCCAUAAUGAGAAAACUAAAUAUGUGACCAUAGGAAACAUGGAUUUACAGCUGCCCACUUCUGAGCCUUGGUUCGAGCAAUGGCGUGAAACAUUUCUCACCGUGCAGUUCCCCGCUGAUCAUGAGUUUACGCGCCAUUUUAUAAGUUGCCUUAUCGUCUUGAGCAGUAGCGAUCCGAACAUUGUAGAAAGCGCACAAAAGCUUACGCAACGCGUACAUCAAAUGCAAAGCGUAACACCACAAAAAUUGCCAAAGUGGUUUCACUCCACUAAUGUGCUCAAUAGUUACGUUGUACUGCAUGAGGGUUCACAAGGCGAUAUAUCCAAAGCGCAACAAGGUUACGAGCUGCUUAAGUCUACAUUCGGUAAUAGUAAAUGCUUCUUGGUGCAGAUUAAUUCACUAGAUGCCACUGUAUCCGGAGAAGUGUCUGACUAUUGGGUGCCAUACAUCAAACGACAGCCGAAAAAUGAGCUUCAGGUAGAGCAGCUAAGUGGUCCAAAAACACCACAGGAUGCUAUGUCCAUGAUUUCCAUGCCGAACAUACAAAUGUCUAUACUUAGUGAUGCAAUGGCCCCUACCGAUAGUGUCACUGAUGUAACCAUUAUACAUCCCUUGAGUCCAGUGCAAGAAAAUGCGACAGAAGCCAUAAGCUCAAAGUUUUCAGUAAGCAGCGAGAGCAUAGCUUCGCAAACCAUAAAUGCAAACGUAUGGGCAAGUGAAACGGAUGGCGAUAACACAACGAUUCAUGGAGGUUGCAUGAAUUCCAUGGAUGUCGAGAAUUUGCGUCAUUUCGUGCAGGAUUACACUGUACGUGCAUUAAUACCAUACGCUGAACAAUUGGUGGCCCUGCUUGUAGAAGCGAUCACAAACAAAAAAGGUGUCAGUAAGUCUUUGCUUAGCGCCACUAAACGGUGGUUUGUUAGCAGCAAGCCUGGUUCGAAUUCGGUCAAUCAAAACGCUGUUAUCUAUACAAAUGAAUCAUCGGAAUUGCAAACCCGCAAACUUGGAGAUCUUUAUUUCAUAUUCGGGCAUUACAAUCUGGCUUUUCAGGCUUAUCAUCAAGCUAAACGCGAUUUCAAUGCCGACUCCGCUUGGCAGUAUUAUGCAGGAGCUUUGGAAAUGGCUGCCGUCUCGGCAUUUAUGCUAGGCACUGCGAAUCGUAAAACUUUUGAUUACAUGGAAGAUGCCAUUAUGUGUUAUUUAACCGUUUGCAAAUUACAACAAUUUGCGACGCGUGCCACCCUGCUCAGUAUGGAAUGUCUACGCACAUCACGCAUGUACGGUGAGGCCGCUAAGCAAUUGAUACGAAUGACUAGUGAAGAUGCCGAUUUACGUUCAGCUUUGCUUUUAGAGCAAGCAGCUUAUUGCUUUUUAGCAUCGAAUCCCUCAAUGUAUCGCAAGUAUGCCUUCAACAUUGUACUCUCGGGAAAUCGUUAUUCGCGUGCUGGUCAGCGAAAACAUGCGCAUCGCUGUUAUCAGCAAGCCUUUCAAGUUUUCCAAAGCCGCGGUUGGAGUUUAGCUGAAGAUCACAUACAGUAUACAAUGGCUAAGCAGGCAUGUGCAUUGAAGCGCCUCGAAGAGGCGAGUCGUUCAUAUUCGCAUCUGCUGCACCCAGGCAGUCAGCAGAGUGCGCAGCAGCAAGUAAUUUUUCUCAAAGAGUACAUUCAAAUGCAUACGGAACUCAUUAAGCGCAAUCCUGAAUUGGGUCUACUAUCAUUAGCAUUGCCACAGGUUACUCAAAAUUCGAUUCGUGUUUUACUUUCAACUCCAACGACUAUGGGCAGUGGUCAGCAAGUGGCGGCCAGUGGUAUUGAUAUAAAGUCUAACUCCGCUGAUGAAUCAGUGUGGGGAAAAAUGGAAGAAAUGCUAGUGGCCACUGCGGAUCCGAAGAAAGCUUUUGUAUUCAAGCCAACACGUUUUCUAUUUUCUAAAGAAUGUCCGGCUAUAGAUAAUCCGCUUGCAGUACAAGGCGAACCCAUUGAAAUCUCCGUGAACAUUUUUAACACCGUCAAGUGUAGCAUUACACUUAAUGGCAUCGAUUUGCUCUGGAAACUGCAGCUAGACAAUGGUGAAGUGCUCUCCAAUGAGUCAUUGUACAGCCACAAUGAAGAGAGUUCAAGCAAAGCAGCUGUUAGCGCCGCUAUUAAAACUAGCUGUGUUCCGUCUGUCGUUUUGGAUGAGCGUUGCGAUCAUACGAUUUACUUUAAAAUAACACCCAAGUUAACUGGCCUCUUAAACAUAAUCGGCGUGGUUGGUGAAGUUGUUCUUACAUCGGAGCCUACUGCUUGCCUGCUUGGUAUGUUGCAAUUCGAUACACCGCAAGUUAAGGUUAAGGGCAAGCAAUCAACUCAAAUGAUAAUAGAUAACAAGCUUAGUAUUAAAGUGACACCUUCAGUGCCAGCGAUGUCUGUUAGCUUCUCGCAGCUACCCACAAAUUUGGUUGCUGGCGAAAUACUACCCGUAACGGUGACGCUGCGAAACUCUGGUAUUGUGCCAAUAGAAGAUGUAUACCUCUGCUGUGAUCAGCCGCGCAGGCUGACGCUGAUGGAUGGGGAUUUGGAAGUGCCACUUUCGAUAUUGAAAACUGUCAAAGAUCUAACCAAUGAGAAGCUAUCAAAAGACCGCGAGAUACGUCGACAACGCGUAUUUCGUUUACUCAAGCACGAGAACUCGGUUAGUUUGAAGCCACAGGCGUGUGCUACAAUACCAAUGCAUAUACAAGCACCCUACGAGAAAGGCGAAUUUACGUUGAGACUACUUUUUAUUUAUAUAUUGCCAGAUGGCACAAGCGCUACUAUCAAAUAUCGCCUAGUGCGUCAUAAUUGGAAGUUCCAAGUACAUGAAUGUUUGCACAGCGCAGUGACUUGCGUGAUCAGUAACACACUCUCUGGUGAACUGGGUCUCGAUGUGGCGAUAAAGAAUGAAAGCAAUGCGAAAAUUUUCACCAAAAGCGAUAUGUAUAUCAAUUCGCUUGGUAUUUACAGUGCCGAUCACAACAUAAAUCGUAAUAAACUCUACAUCACCAAUCAAAUGGAAAUUGCCACCGGCAGUGAUGGAGCACGCUAUCUAUCAAUGGGCAAAUCAAUGAAUUUCCAAUGUCGUUUAGAACGCAACACCCACAAUUUAGCGUCAGCGCCGUCUAAAAUUCUAUACGAGCGUGUUUCAUUCGUAAGCGUCAUCCCUUCGAUAAAUGCUGAUAAGGCCCAUGCCUACAUUCCAUCUGUACAUGAAAUGUAUGGCUUUUUAGCAAAACAUGAGACUUUAUACUUCAAUAUCAGCAUAAAUACGGAUGAGUUCAACAGUGCUGUAAUCAAUUCAGAUCCACACACUACUGUUAUAUUAAAUUGGGCAGCGCAUGUAAAAUUAGGCGGUGAUAAGGAGGAAGCACAACGAUUGGCUGCCGGUCAGCACUUCAUACAAUUACGAAACCUUUAUGAAACUACCACCAGUUUGGGCGUGCAAGCCUCACAUGCUUAUGUGGAGAUUAUAGCGAAGCCGCAGCAAGUGCGCAGCAUUGCUGAAUUUGCAUUGAACGACACAGAUGCCCAGUCGUUUGCGGUAUUCGCGGAUGAACAACGUUGGAUGGAUGAUGAGGAUGAUGACAACGUGGGUGAUGAUGAUGAUGUGUCAUUUUGGGAAGUCAACACAGAUUAUGUGGGUAAACGAUGUUUACUUUUGGAUGAAAGUUUUCCGCUUGCUGUUAAAGGUUAAAUAUUAUUCUUAGAUAUGUAUGCCUUAGUUAUAAAGUGAAUAGCCUUAAUUUUCCUUGACGCCGUUGUGCAAUAUAUAAUUAAAUAUUUAAAUUAUAAACAAAUUUGUCCUAU